This is a messenger RNA of Syngnathoides biaculeatus (alligator pipefish), 2921 nucleotides long. RefSeq names its product mucin 15, cell surface associated (gene muc15). The record is from RefSeq and is a predicted model, not a curated record. Bases 335 to 1465 code for a protein of 376 amino acids. NCBI's taxonomy places the organism in Eukaryota, Metazoa, Chordata, Actinopteri, Syngnathiformes, Syngnathidae. The transcript is spliced from 5 exons.
AGCGGGUUCCACCGUCUCACCGGGAGGGUGUGGGUGGGUAGCAAGGACCCAGGGGACCUGCAUCCAUAAGCUCCACCCACUGAGGGAAUUCACUCAGUUAUUUAUCUACGCCUAUGAUUUUCACAUCAUGAGACAGGAUUCUAUUGAGGGUGUGUCACUCUCGCUGAGAGGUGUACAAGCAGGUUGAGCAGGUUGUGUGCUGCGUGAUUCCUCCUUCCUCUCGCUGGGUGACUGCUGAACCAUUCAGGGUGAUCACUCAGUCAAAGAUAUUUGUUCCUCCACACCUGUUGUCCUCUGAGAGAGACUGAGAUUAAGGGGAGACCGAAAGGAAGAAAUGGAGUGGCAUUUUAUUUUCGUAAUGCACCUGCUGCUGUUUGUUCACACUUUUUACUCCGUCUCAGCCCAAAAAACAACAAAUUCUCCAAAGCACACAUUUGAUGAAAGCUGGCUGCGUCAGCAAAACUUUGUUUCUGAAGAGGAGGGAGAAAAUGGGCAGGAAGGUGAAAUGAUUGGUAUGGAAACAAGUAAUAAUUUCACUACCCUAGUACAUCAGGAAGAUAACAACCUGGACAAUCAAGAAGUUCAGAUGGAAAAUAUAACAUCAGAUCCUCUGGAUGUUGCGAUAACUACCGAGCCUCUCGCAUCCCCAAAUCAUACAACAGAGAAAUCUCAACUGUCUGAUGAGACAACCAACAUCACCAACCCAGAAUCAAAACAAAGCAACAUCACCAAAAAUGAGGAAGAGUUUAAUAACUCCACCAUGCCCCCUGCACUGCCAGAUGCUGAUCUAUUUGAUCAAAACGUGACCAUAUCUCCCGAUUUCUCCAAUCACAACGCUGUAGACAACACCACCACGUUGGCACCAGAGAGCCGUGAUUCGGAUGAAAACACAACAUUGACGGCAACAACGACAACAACAACAAAUAGUACAACAACAACAAAUACAACAAUAUCAAACUCAAUGGAUGAAAUUGAGUCAACCAAUAGUACCGAAUCGAACAACGCAACUGCAAUAACCACAGCAGCACCAGAGAUGAACCAAACAUCUGCAACAUCUUUAUCGUCAACUGUGUUGUCUUCCGAAGCCUCCAGUGUGGCAACCGUAGCUCCUACAACACCUGAAGGCAACUUAACAGAUAAACAGGUCUCUUCAGGGAGCAGCUCGGACAGAGGUUUGUCAUCCGAGACCAGCAGCAACAAGCGGAAUGAAGCGUGGGGGGCUGUAUUAGCAACAGCCGUGGUUGUUUCCGUUGUGGGCCUGGUGGCAUACAUCAUCUUGAAAAGAAAACACCUGAAAGGUUUCUCGCACAGGAAACUGGUUGAGGAGUUCCCCUCUGAUCCAGUUCUCCGAUUGGACAACAGCGAACCUUUGGACCUGAACUUUGGUCGUUCUGCUUAUUACAACCCGGGACUACGAGGAGACGAGAUUCAAUUGGAGAACAUUCCGGGGCGCCAGACAAAGUAGAAAAAGACAUGGACCUCUCAACCUUGGGGAAAAAGUUUGACAGGAAGUUUGGUCAACUGGCAAAAUCACUUUUAGUUGGACUCAUUUGUAGGUCAACUCUAUGUUACCAUCAACUUUACUUGAGUUGUAAAGUCAAUAUUUUCACGAGCCCAAAUAUAUUUUGCAUCUAUACCUGUUGCCAAAGAUAACAUAAACAAAACCACAAUGCUGUUUUCUUCAGAGAUCCUAGCUUUCUCCUACAUUCCCAAAACAUGUUGUUGUCCUUAGGUGUGAUUACAAGAGGGAAAGACUAUUUCUUUAUUCAUGCCCUGAAAAUGACUGCCCGGCGUGUACCCUGCUCACACAUAAUUAAAAUGGAGGAAUGGCCAACAAAUGUUAGUACUCUAUUUGAGUCUGAAAAUUACAAGUACAGCAUAGGAAAGUGUCACAUUGCUGUCGGUAUUACAUAGAAAAAUAAGCCAAUAUGAACAAUCAUAUAAAACGUAUUCGCUGUGACAUCGUGCAAGCAGUAGACAGUAAAAGUGAGAUGUGCCCUCAGUGAUUGGUAGAACGACGAAAAUAGACGAAAAUAAUAUUGCAAGUAGCUGUGUUAUUCACAGGGGCUAAGAUUUUAGUAUUCCACGAAGAAUUGUAUAUUUGGUUUGGUGAUAGCAGAAGCAACAUUAUCAUAUUAAAGUUUCUAAGUCCUAGACCUCUACGUGUCCAAACAGAGAUUUGACUUUUUUUAUACAUGAUGAGCUCCACCUUAGAGAGUUACAUAAUUCACCUGCAGCAUACCAAGCAGAGAUUUUGAAAUGUGCAGUAGUUUAAAUGUUUUUUUUCAAUGUCAUUGUUAUUCUGCAGUUGAGUUUACUUUGACUUUGAGUGACAACCUUCAGCAAGUCCCUGUAAUCUCAAAAUAUUUUGUUAUACGUCGGGAAAAUCAUGGUUGUUUGCAAUAUUUUACAAUUAGAAAUAAACAGAUGCAAGCAUAGUGUCACAUUCUGUACAUCUUUUUUUUUUCAGCGAUAGACCUAUACUCAAUCAUUUCGGUCUGAUUAGGAUUGAUAAACACGACAUCUUAGUUUGAACACCAGACUUUAAGUAAGAGAUGUGUGCCUUUUUUUGAGGUUAAAGUCAUUCAUUGGUUAUAGGUCAGCUUUGUUCUAAUUCACCCUUGUUUUAAAAUAUGACCCCUAUCAAUCAAAGAAGCACAUUACACCACAGUAAAGGAGUGCGGCACUGUUAAAACUCAUUGUGUUUUCUCCAUUUCAUAUCAAAGAUUGAAAUUUCUGAUGCUCGUUACCCGUCUCGAUGUUCCCACUCUUAAUGAAGUUCGAUGUUCAAUUUGCACGUUUUGUCAUUUUUUUCAUCACAAACUCCUACUGUAUCUAUUGUUUUUAUUGUAACGUGCCUUUAUUUAUUUUGUAUUUCCAAAAUCUAGAAAUGUGGGUCAAAAUAAACUUUUGUUUUCCAA